Messenger RNA from Oreochromis aureus, 1899 nucleotides. Its product is annotated as myelin-oligodendrocyte glycoprotein-like. The coding region runs from base 45 to 707 and encodes 220 amino acids. The record is from RefSeq and is a predicted model, not a curated record. The transcript is spliced from 5 exons. Lineage: Eukaryota; Metazoa; Chordata; Actinopteri; Cichliformes; Cichlidae.
AGACGAUUUGCUUCUCUCAGGCACCGACUGAGCUCGUUCUCAUCAUGUGUGUCUACAAAUCGCACUUUGAGGACUCUUUUUUCCCCUUUUCACUCUGGACUUUAAUCCUGUGCUCGGCUUUCAUCGUCAGGACUCCUGUUCAAGGUGAGGUUCUGGUGAUUGGUUCAAAUCUUCCAAUCAUCGCCGCUUCGGGUGAUGAUGUCAUCCUGCCGUGUCACCUGAAGCCCAGGUUCGAUGUCCAGGGUCUGACGGUGGAGUGGUCCAAACCGGACCUGAAGCCCGACCCGUCAGACCGGCUGAGCCGAGUGGAGUACGUUCACCUGUACAGGGACAGGCAGGAGGUCCCCGACAUGAAGAUGGCCUCGUACUUCAGGAGGACGGAGCUGUUCAUGGACGCCAUGAAACACGGGAACAUUUCACUGAAGAUCCUGAACGUGUCGGAGGAAGACAACGGCAGAUACAGAUGCUUCAUCCCCAAGCUGAGGAGCAGAGUCAAGUCUGCAAUCGUUGAACUUGUAGUCGAUCCAAAAUAUGCUAAGACCUCUACGACAGAGAGUCCGGUGUAUCCUAGAAACUUCCAAACUCCAGAUCCUCGUGACGUGUCUCCAAGAAAUAGUCGGUCCAGGGUCUUUCUGGUUGUCGUAGUUACUGCCUUCGUGUCGGUUGUGGCUGUCACUGCGUAUUUCUCUCACCGUCAAACAAAAUAAGCAUCAAGGUGAUGAAGUGACCCAAACCAACCAUAACAAUUCCAGGUGCUCAAAGGAGGGUUGGUGUUAAUGGACCUGAGAGCGUUGGAGAUUUAUCUUUUCUGGCUCUGCUGGAUCCUUAUGGUCAGGGUGGAGGUUCAAACCAGCAGCCACAGGAAGACACUUGGCCCAGCAGCACUGAGACCCAUCAUAAGGUCACUUCUAUAAACGAAGUCUGAUUUAAACUUCGACCUCAGGUGAAGACUCAAGUGUUGUAUGAGAAAAAACACAGCGUGGGAAAUCUGGAAAUCUAACAGUAAAUAUAUGAAACAAGCCACAUGUAGGUUAUUCUUUAAAUUGGAUUCAGAUCCAGUGAAGUAGCCAGUCUAAAACCAGUGGUUAAAUUCUUUUCCAUUCCUUGUCAGCAACAUUAUUUUGAUCUAACCCUAAUAAGUGUUUAAAAACCAACAUUUACACUGGGGUAAUGCCAAGCAGCAGUCCCCAGGGGUGAAAAUGCCCAAAACUGCAGUUCAUCUACUCAAGUCAGCCCUCACAGACUGUCAUGUUAAAACCCAGCAGAAAUGCACGUCUUCAUAGCCAGCUACAAAAACAGUUUAAAUUUCUAUGGAUGUGUUCCUCCUCUAUAGUUGUACACUAGUUGAAUAUUUCUUGCAACUUUUAACUUUUGAGUUCAAAGGCUCAAAGGAGGAUGUGCCAGCAGAGAUGUCCAAGCUUCACCUCUUUGUAGUAGUGAUGUGGUUUGUGGCUCAGCUGCAGGGGAGGGGUGGAGCAGUGGGUUCAGGGUGUGGUGAUCUGGAUGAGAGACUAGAGGCUAGUUUGAAUCAUGUCGUUUCAGGUUUGUUCUUUGGUUCAUCUCUUUCACCCUCUUUGUACUUUCUUUUUUCACUUGUAGCUCUCUGUCAAACACUGGAGGACUGCUUGGACUUCAUUAGAGAACUGAAGUUCAGUCUGCAGAUCAACACUUAGCCGGAUAAAGAGCAUUAUUUAUUACUGUCAGGUUUAAUGUUCUCAUUUAUUUAAAUUGUACAUCUUGCUGGUCAAGGUCACCUUGAAUCCUUCAGUGAGGCUUCUGAAUGACCUCCAAUGGACAAAUUUAAUCUCCUAGGACCUGGCAUCACAUUUUGGGUUAUUUUGAACAAAAUACUCAAUUUUGCUUUACAAGGGCCUGAUAUUCACUUACAACGACAUUAUA